Trypanosoma conorhini is the source of this 438-nucleotide messenger RNA. RefSeq names its product receptor-type adenylate cyclase. The record is from RefSeq and is a predicted model, not a curated record. The transcript has a single exon. NCBI's taxonomy places the organism in Eukaryota, Euglenozoa, Kinetoplastea, Trypanosomatida, Trypanosomatidae. The annotation marks the transcript as partial.
AUGUCGGUGUGUUGGAGGCGGCGUGGUUGCAGUGCGCACUUUGGUUCGCGGCCCUCCGCGGCGGCGCCGUGCCUUGUCCUUCUGCUGCUGCUGCUGCUUCCGUUACCCCCGCACGGCGCAGCCGUCCAAGCCGCAGAUCCUUACACCCUAGUGAAGAUUUUGAUUGUUAGGCAAAAUGAUCUUGGCCCACUCACCCCAAUGUCCACCGCAUUUUACGCCGGCCUGCGUGCGUCGCUGAAGACGCACGUCUACACGUAUGCUCGCGAUGUUCCGCUAGAUAUUGUCUAUAGCAGAGCGAAGUUGGCCGGCUACGUCAAUGCUCUGGAGAAAGUGAUGCAAAAAGAAGAGGGCAUUCUCACUCUUCUGGCCCAGUUCGGUGACGCCUCUGUGAUGGAGGUGCGUUCUACUUUAAAUCGCUUUGACCUCGUUUCUUUUGCC